AUGGGGAAUUGCAGCGCGUACAUGGAACCCCAGAAUGCCUCCGGUGACAUCAUUGGCUACGGCACAUUAGCCGCCUUUCUGGGUAGUGCUGUCAUGACUAUCACGGCCGUCUUGUUGGCGUACUACUACGAUGCGAUGGAUGACGACUUGUUAACGGGUAAAGACCACCAGCUCAAACGUCGAAUGAGAGGUGUAAUUUCCGGAAAAUUUAGUGAAAAUUCUAUACAGCAUAGCGACAAUUCGGCUGUUCGCGAUGGCGUCGACACACAAACCAAUCUGAGAAAGCACCGUAAAGCAUGCUUUACUCGAUUCAUACUCGCGCUCAGUGAUCAGCAACUCGUGACUGGGCUAGCGAUUUUGAUAACUACCUUGUCCAGUCGCGAGCGACUGUCAACUUAUGAAUUCUCAGUCGCGCACAGCCUUGCCUGGUUCUCUUCGACCACUCAUUUAGCCACUCUAGACGUCCUAACGCCAACUUUAAGGUCUCAGAACCGAUGGGUAUUGAUCGGACGCAUAACCGGGAUGAUCUGCGUGAUUAUUCUACUACUAUACACAUCCUAUCAUACUACCUUUCUCACCGACCGCGUCCGAAUACGGCCACAUGGUUGCGACUUCAUACCCAUGUCCUUUCUUUAUAUGAUCCAAAGCUAUUUUGCGUUUAUGAUCAUCUGCUCCGGGUAUAUAUACAAACUCAGCGAUCUUUCCUUAUGGUACGGCCUUGAUGUCUUUCCGUGGACAGUCCGUUUUCUACCCAGACGGCCCAGGGAAACCAGGCUUCUCACUCCUAGGCAGAAUCGUGCGAAAAGACUUGCGAAUCAUCGAUUUGAUAAGCUAUGGGAGACGGAACAGUGGCACCGGCCAAUGCGAUUCUCUCGGGCGAUCUGGGAUAUUCUCGAGUAUAACCAGGCGUUCUUUUCCACCGUGCCCGCGAUAUUCUUCAGCCUGUCAUAUGGCAUUAGUCAAGUAGUAGAUUUCGCUUUUCUCACUGCGCCAAAUGUCACCAAAGAAUCCCGUGAGAUGGGAUUUGGCCAACUAAUGGCAUUGUUUCUUCUCUUCCUACCCUUCUUUUCAGCUGGCGAAUCCUACAGCGGUAAGUGUUGGAACAUGGGCGAUUGA
Colletotrichum siamense is the source of this 1116-nucleotide messenger RNA. RefSeq lists its product as uncharacterized. Bases 1 to 1116 code for a protein of 371 amino acids. The record is from RefSeq and is a predicted model, not a curated record. NCBI's taxonomy places the organism in Eukaryota, Fungi, Ascomycota, Sordariomycetes, Glomerellales, Glomerellaceae. The transcript has 2 exons.